AUGCAAAAAGAAAUACCACAUGAAAUCAUCCAAUUACUUGAUGGAAUUAAGUUUCAGAAUGAAAAAAUCUUUGAGAUGCAAGAAGAACAAGUUCAAUGGAAUAAACAACAUGCUAUUAAUCUUAAAUGUAUCUUAGACAAAAUCAAUGAGAUGUAUCAAAUCAUUAGAGACUUUAAACAAACAAAAACGAAGUCUAUUCAACAAAAUCUUAAUACUCGUCCAUCUCUUACCACUACUUUCACUCCUAAAUCAAUCAAUAACUCAUUACAAAUCAUCCCUAAUGAAAGUUCAUCCAAAAAGAGAAUUUCUAGUCCUAUUAUCAAUAAAUCCUCUCAUACUACUAAUGUUAAAAAUAUUCAAAACACACAAAGAACAAAUCCAGUCCAAUCAUUGGUUGAUCUUCAAGAUAAUUUACUUAAAAGAACUAAAGAAAUAUCAAAAACACCAACAAAAAGACUUGAAAUAGAAGAUAUUCCUAAUCAAAAGAAAUCUAGAUUAAAUUAUAUUAUAUCAACUAGUGUCAAUGAUUUACUUAAAUUAGAAGAGGUAUUGAUGAGUAUUGAUAGUGAAGAAGUGUUUGAUCAAAUUACUGAAGAAAAUAUUAAAAAAAUGAUUCCAUGCAUUGUUAAUAUUUUCAUUGUUGGAGAUAAUCUUCAGAAAGAGUUUGUUGCUUUAGAAUUUGUUUGGGAAAUCACAAGAAAACAUGAACGAAUAUUUGAAGGAACUGAAGGAGUUGUUUUAGCAAAUAAAUUACUACAUUCAUUACAACUCUUUUAUUCAACACCUAAUGUUCAAACAGAUGAUUGUCCAUUGAAUUCUGAUGAGAUGAAAUGGUUAUUUGAGUUUUUCAUGAAUUAUUCUAAUUGA
Messenger RNA from Entamoeba dispar SAW760, 867 nucleotides. RefSeq lists its product as uncharacterized. Bases 1 to 867 code for a protein of 288 amino acids. Lineage: Eukaryota; Evosea; Mastigamoebida; Endamoebidae. The record is from RefSeq and is a predicted model, not a curated record. The transcript has a single exon.